Messenger RNA from Alternaria atra, 2172 nucleotides. RefSeq lists its product as uncharacterized. NCBI's taxonomy places the organism in Eukaryota, Fungi, Ascomycota, Dothideomycetes, Pleosporales, Pleosporaceae. The transcript has 3 exons. The record is from RefSeq and is a predicted model, not a curated record. The coding region runs from base 1 to 2172 and encodes 723 amino acids.
AUGGGACAUUCCUCUCCCACUCCAGGAAUGCAAGCCAUGUAUUCGUACGGUGGCCUCCCUCCACAUGGACAGCAACAUCAACAACAACAACAACAACAACAACAACAACAACAACAACAACAACAACAACAACAACAACAACAACAAGGCAUGCAGCCUAUGUCCAGACCUUCGCCACCGCAGCCCACGUGGGCUGUGCCGCAGACCCACCCGUCGUACUAUGCUGCGCCGCAGGGUCCUACUGCAGGCAGCAGAGAAAAUCAGCAACAGUUCAUGGGAAGAUCAGAUGUGAUGACAUCGCAACCGACUGUCACAAGUGGUGUCGUCUACAGUAACUCUAUGACUGCUCCCCAAUCGCUAGCAACAACCAACUACUUUCCUGGCGUCAUCGACACAAGUCCGUGGGGCCAGAAGGUAUGCGAAGAGCUAGAAUCGUUCCCUACUCUGGAUUCAGACGUGACGGAUUUCAGCCAUGGUAUGAUGGGACAUGACGAGAACACUCCGAUAAUCGACCUACGCCAGUACAACAACAUGGGCCAGCAAGAACACGACAACAUGGUAAACUUCAACCCAAGCUCCACCCGGAGAAUGUCUGAGUCUUCCUUUUCUAUGUCCAGCACAGGCGGUGUGCUGCCAGAAUCGGCACCUUAUGAAGAGAUGGGUUCGUCAGAACCAGUUUCAUAUGCGUCUGAGUAUGAUGCGUGGAGCCACGCGGAGCCAAAUGCCAGUCACCUUUUGUCACCGCUUGCAUCACCACGCCGAUCUCAGUACGAUGGUGUUGUUCGAAGUGGAAGCCGAUCCCGCGCAUCACCGGCAUCGCACAACAACGUUCGCUCAUCGCCAUACACACUUGACAGCAGUCGGUUCAAGAGGUGGUCUACCGGACAAGCGCCCACAUCCACCCCAAACAACUCACGCCCGAUGUCACAAGUUUCUGAUCGAUAUGCGCCAUAUGGUCCUCGGAUGAACCCACAUCACUCCAUGCCCGCUUACCCUUCCAGUGCUUACAACAACUUUGGACUUCCUACGCAAAAUAUGUUGUAUUCGCAAACACCCCCCUCGCAUCCCAAUAGUCAACCAUUCUUCGCGCCUCAGGACCAACAGCAGUUCCAUCUCGAAGUGCCUCGGCCACUCCCUUCUCAGGGCCUCUUCCGUUUACUCCAAAGCAACGCAGAUCGUCACGGAGGAUGCUCAUCCCACUUUGCAGAUCUCUCAGACCCGCCAGAUCUAUACUCAUCUCUGCACGAGGAAGCGUUGAACCCACCAGAGUCUGAUAUGAACCCUUCAGAUCCGGACCUUAUUCCCCACGAGCAGGAUCUUCGCUUUGUUGGCGAUCUAUACACACCGCGUUGGGUCCGUGGACAUGGCAACAAACGAGAAGGUUGGUGCGGUCUAUGCAAGCCUGGCAGAUGGCUUGUACUCAAGAAUAGUGCUUUCUGGUACGACAAGUCCUUCACACAUGGUGUUAGCGCAGCCACCGGUGCGGCAUUCCAGGGCCCACAAGACACACGCCGGACGGAAGGCAACCUUGACGUCUGGGAAGGACUUUGCGGAAGCUGCGGCGAAUGGAUUGCGCUCGUCAGCAAUAAGAAGAAAGGAACGACGUGGUUCCGACAUGCAUACAAGUGCCACACACACCCUAAAGUUAAGGAUGGACCCAAACGCCGCCGUGAGACACAGGCUGGACGCGUUCGCGCGGCAUCAUCCGCUUCAGCUACAUCGUCCUCAUACCCAAUCAAGCAAGACAUCUCGCCAUCAAACGCAACAUCUCACCGUCAUUCCACACCGACGCCGAUAACCGGUAGUGCGUCGCUGCAGUCUUAUGGCAUGUCAAGCGGACCGUCUUCCAUGCCCACCUCGACACCGACAUCAACCCCACAAGUCAACACUUCAUGUCACCCCAGCAGUACAGCAUAUCCCACGCCAACUUCAGCGACACCCACAAUGCAUUCGCUCCGGACCCCCACGGCAACUUCCUUUGGCGAUGCGUACGGCGAACCAACAAACAGACACGAGCCUGUGGUCGGCAUGUUCACAACGCCAUUACAAAGCUUGUCGAGCUUCUCUGGUCAUCAUUAUUCACCAAAUCUCUCGCAUCAAGUGAGUGAACCGGAGCUUGUCGGUAUACGGACGACUACUACGGCGCUUAACUCGAUAGCGAGCAUGAUUUGA